This is a messenger RNA of Cololabis saira (Pacific saury), 594 nucleotides long. It is a transcript of the gene dnajc5b, whose product is annotated as DnaJ (Hsp40) homolog, subfamily C, member 5 beta. The transcript has 4 exons. The record is from RefSeq and is a predicted model, not a curated record. Bases 1 to 594 code for a protein of 197 amino acids. NCBI's taxonomy places the organism in Eukaryota, Metazoa, Chordata, Actinopteri, Beloniformes, Belonidae.
AUGUCUGAAGGGAAGCAGCGAACUCUCUCCACCUCUGGAGAGUCUCUGUAUCAGAUCCUCGGCCUGGAGAAAGGCUGCAACCAUGACGAAAUCAAGAAGUCCUACAGGAAGCUGGCGCUGCGGUACCACCCGGAUAAGAACCCGGAUAACCCAGAGGCAGCAGAGAAGUUCAAGGAGCUGAACAGCGCCCACGCCACUCUGUCGGACCUCAGCAAGAGGAACAUCUACGACUCGUAUGGCUCCCUGGGACUCUAUGUGGCUCAGCAGUUUGGAGAGGACAAUGUCAACACCUACUUCAUGCUGUCCACCUGGUGGGCCAAGGGUCUGUUCGUGGUCUGCGGGAUCCUGACAGGUUGUUACUGUGGCUGCUGUCUCUGCUGCUGCUGCAACUGCUGCUGUGGAAAACUCAAGCCCCCGCCCGCUGGCGAGGAGACGGAGCCAGGCUACGUCUCCCCCGAUGACCUAGAGGACGAGAUACGCAACAAUGCUGACAAUGAUGUUGAAACACCGAUCGUCCACCAGCCCGCCAAUGCCAGUGAGAAGACGCAGCUAAUCGGAGACGGCCAGCGCAAAUACGGAGACACGUUCACCUGA